GCCCCAGCGCCCGGCCCGAGUGAGAGGUUCCGGAGCCCGGGCACGGGCGGGGUCGCGGUAUAGACGCUGCCGGCCAGCCCGUCCCAGCCCGCUCCGCACGGCCUCGGGAGCUUCAGCUGCCCUCUGGUGUGCAGAAUUUCAAGAAAAUCAGAUGGCAUCCGGAGAUUUCUGCUCACCUGGAGAGGGGAUGGAAAUACUCCAACAAGUGUGCAGCAAACAGCUUCCUCCUUGUAACCUGAGUGAAGAGGACCUGUUACAGAACCCGUACUUCAGCAAACUGCUGCUGGGUCUCUCACAGCACAUGGAUGAGAGCGGCUUAAGCCUCACCCUGGCAAAGGAGCAGGCUCAGGCAUGGAAGGAAGUUCGACUGCAUAAGACAACAUGGCUGAGGUCUGAGAUUUUACAGAGAGUCAUUCAAGAGCUGCUUGUGGACUACUAUGUGAAGACACAAGACACAAAUUUAACUUCUGAGGACAAAAAGUUUCAUGAGACCCUUGAACAGCGGCUGCUCGUGACUGAACUGACACGACUGUUAGGUCCCAGCCAGGAGAGGGAAAUGCCUCCACUGCUGGGGCUGGAGAAGGCGGACCUUCUGGAGCUCAUGCCCUCCUCAGAGGAUUUUGUGUGGAUGAGAGCUCGGCUCCCACUGGAUGUGGAGGAGCAGCUCAAGAAGAAAUGUUUCACCCUGCUCUGCUACCAUGACCCCAAUUCAGAUUCCGACAGUGAAACCUUGAAGGCAGCAAAGGUGUGGAAACUGGCGGAGGUCCUGGUGGGUGAGAAGCAGCAAUGCCAGGAUGCCAAGAGCCAGCAGAAGGAGCAGACGGUGCUGCUCGAGAAGAAGAGUGCCACCUACUCCCAGGUACUUCUGCGCUGCCUUGCCUUGCUGCAGAGGCUUCUUCAGGAGCACCGGCUUAAGACUCAGUCUGAGCUGGACCGCAUCAAUGCCCAGUACCUGGAGAUCAAGUGCAGUGCCAUGAUCCUUAAGCUGAGGAUGGAGGAGCUGAAAAUCUUGUCUGACACUUACACUGCCGAGAAGGUGGAAGUUCAUCGUCUCAUUAGGGACCGUUUGGAGGGGGCCAUUCGCCUACAAGAACAGGACAUGGAGAAGUCCCGACAGGUCCUGAGCACCUAUGAGGUCCUUGGGGAGGAGUUUGACAGGCUGGUAAAAGAGUACACUCAACUCAAGCAGGCAGCUGAGAACAAGCGCUGGGCCCUCCGGGAGUUUAACAAGGCCUGUCGCUGAGCGCUGCCUGGUGGGGUUCCGGCGGCGGACUUCCGCACGGGUGCUGCCUCCCCCUCCUCCUGCUGAAAGGAUCACCUCCACCUGAGGCCCACUUUCACUCCGGGAGUGUGGGGACGCUUGCUUGAAACACUGCAAUGGGUUAGGCACCGUCCUGGUUUUUCUUCCUUGUUUACAGUGACUGAGUCUCUUCUGGGAAAUGGAGCAGAUUUAUAUAAUUCUCUGUGCAGCUAUUUGUCAGUGUUAGCCCUGUAUUAUAGUUGAUUAUCUCCUGAAUAAAGUGAUGAUGCUUCCUUUGGGCACGGAUGAAAAAAACAUCAAAGACUAGAUGGGUAAGGAGGGGAACUGAGUGGAUCCAGAUGAACAGAUGUGUAAUGCUUAUGCUAGGAGUGGGAGGUGGGAGUGCCGGCUUGCCCACCUGGAGUCUUAGAGGCUUCAUUCUUGGAGAGCAGACAUGGAUUAAAUCUGGCCUUGCUCUUGAAGAACUGUAAUAUCCAGAGGAGGGCUGGAGGCCACGGUGGGUAGGGGACGAUUUCUGUCACCCCGGCUGUUCGUGGGGCAGUUAGGAUAAAGCAGCAGGACAUCCAGCCCUGCUGGAUGUCCAGCAGGACAUCCAGGGAGAGACACAAGCCACUUGUGUUCCCAGUUCCCGUGGUGUGGUUUGAGGGUUACUUUUUUCUCUGAAAGCAGAGAGUGGGAAGAAAUUGCCCUGUGUGGUUUGAGGGUUACUUUUUUCUCUGAAAGCAGAGAGUGGGAAGAAAUUGCCCCGUGUGGUUUGAGGGUUACUUUUUUUUUCUGAAAGCAGGGAGUGGGAAGAGAUCGCCCCAAGGAACCAAGUUUCACAGCCCACUUAGCUUAGAACAAGGCAGGGCCCUGAUGGCAUCAAAGUCGGGGACUGAGAACAGAAGCAGAAGAUCUCCACCCUUACUUAUAAGAGCCUACUCACCUUCUCAAACUACUUUCAAGGGAGACUAUUUUGAGGUGUUCUGCUACAAUAAAUAAUGAUGGUCUUGGAUUGGUUUAUAGGAAAAACUAAGGUCUUUAACAUAAUUUAGAUUUUUUUCUAUAAAUGGUGCUUACUGUCAUUUAUCUAAAGGAAAUGUUGGCCCACACAAAAUUCACAAAUCACAAACAGAUUAAUGGAAAAAGUCAGAAAUAGUCAAUAUUGCUUAGUUCUAUACUUUUUCUUUUCUCCAUUUUUGGGGUAGAGUUUCAAACCUACAGAAAAAUUAAAAGAAUAGUACAAUAAACACCAGUAUAGUCUUAACAACCCAGAUUCAACAAUUAUUAACAUUUUGCUUUUCUCUCUCUCCUCUCCCUCCUACCACUCUCUCUAUAUAGACUGAUAAAUCUAUAGUUGUACAGACUUUUUUCUUCCAGAGCCAUUGUAUAGUAAGUUACAGAUGUGAUACAUCAUUCCCUAAAUACUUAAGCAGGCAACUCUUAAUAAAGGCAUUCCUCUGUAUAAGUAAUAAAAUUAUUAUCCCUAAAAAUUAAUAAUUUCAUGAUAUCUAUUAUAUAGGUCAUAUUAAAAUUUCCCUAAUUUGUUUUCUUCGUCUAGGGUCCAUUGAAGGUCUGGGUAUUACAUUUGGAUGUUAGGUUUGUUUU
Callorhinus ursinus (northern fur seal) is the source of this 2848-nucleotide messenger RNA. It is a transcript of the gene HAUS4, whose product is annotated as HAUS augmin like complex subunit 4. Gene Ontology annotation, molecular function: microtubule minus-end binding. NCBI's taxonomy places the organism in Eukaryota, Metazoa, Chordata, Mammalia, Carnivora, Otariidae. The record is from RefSeq and is a predicted model, not a curated record. Gene Ontology annotation, biological process: centrosome cycle; spindle assembly. Gene Ontology annotation, cellular component: HAUS complex.